Messenger RNA from Vairimorpha ceranae, 144 nucleotides. RefSeq lists its product as hypothetical. Bases 1 to 144 code for a protein of 47 amino acids. The transcript has a single exon. NCBI's taxonomy places the organism in Eukaryota, Fungi, Microsporidia, Nosematidae. The record is from RefSeq and is a predicted model, not a curated record.
AUGUCAUUUAAGGUUGUAGGAAAAAUGGCUGAGAAUAAUUUUGAUUCAUUAGAAUUCUCCAUAGAAGAAAUUACAGCGAUUUUGAACGAUUAUGAUAAAAAAAUAUUUUUAAUAUGGAUGAAUAAAGAUUGUUUUUUCGUAUGA